This is a messenger RNA of Phoenix dactylifera (date palm), 1331 nucleotides long. The record is from RefSeq and is a predicted model, not a curated record. Lineage: Eukaryota; Viridiplantae; Streptophyta; Magnoliopsida; Arecales; Arecaceae.
CUUGGAAAAGCAGAGAUAGAUCUUAAUAUGAUGGCUUGGUGUUGAAGGGAGGUAAAAAAUAGAAGAUCCUCCAUGAUAAGGAGCAGCAGUAGAAGGUUCUCAAAACAAACAAAAAGCAGUUGGUGGGCUCAGAGUGCCCUACAAAUUGGACCUGCAAUCAGCAAGAAGUAGGUACCAGAGCCAACCAACCCAAACCACUCCAUAAUAUCCCCCUCCUGUCUGCCUUCCUCUCACCAAACUAAGGUUACUCAUAUGUGAAAUCAUUCAGUCUUGGUAACAAAGCCAAGACCAACUGAUAUAACAAUUCCACUUGCACUUCAUUUCUUUCAUGCCAUAACCACCCUGCUCUCUCUUUCCCUCCUAUCUUGCACUGCACCCCUUCCCUCUGUUCCAUUAAUGAGGCAAUGAGGGACCGGCGUAUGGAGAGGUUUGUCGUCCUUCCAUUCUCGGUGGGCUGCGUUUCUCAGUCAAGCGUCGCAGUUUGCGAAAACCAGCCGAAGAAAGCACAACGAGAGCCAACUCCACCACGGCCAUGUGGAGAAGGCGAAAGCCGAUCCGGUGGGAAGACGAAGGGCUCAUUCGGGCUUCUCCCACUUCCUAGGCCUAACAUCUCUGCAGGGUUUCAAAAGCUGGUCAAGAGCUUCAAGAGCUUAUCUCAGUUGCUUGUAAUCUUCAAGGAGGAUGAUGAGGAGAUGGAGAUGGAGAUUGGAUUCCCAACUGAUGUGAAGCAUGUGGCCCAUAUAGGAUGGGAUGGAUUGAACAAUGUUAGCAGCAUGAAGAGCUGGGAUAAAGCUCAAGAUUUCCUCUCUAUACCCUCCCUUUCAUUGAGGCAGUUUGAGCUGGCCAUGGCAGCCCAGACUGGUGCUCCUCCACCCCAUGGUCCCCUUGGGGAGUGACCAUGGUGAGGUGCAGCUUCCCUGUUUUUCUCUGGUUCUUGUUGUUCCUAGCUAUGUUUUGGUGGCUGUGAUGAGAGGUGCAUGUGAACUUGUAUAGCUUGUUUUGAUAUGGACUCUUUAGCAUUUUCUAGUCCCUGUAGACAUGUGAGAGCUUGGUUUGUUCCCAGAGGACAAGAAGAACAAUGUUAGGGCUUGUGACCACAAGGUGGUAACCUUCGGUGGUGGGAAUUUCAUGUCACCUCGAAGGAGCAGCAUCUUUUUCGGAGUUCACAUGAUUUGACAGCCUACCAAAACUUCUCCAACUUUUUUUUUUAAUCAUUUUAGCCCACGUCUAAAAUAAGAUGGCUAAUCUUGUUUGUAUUCAAACCUAAAACUUUUGUCCUUUGUCCUAAGAGAAUCUAGUCGAGGUACUGAUGGAUUUUGGGGGAUUUUUCA